CUGAUGAAUGUUGGUGGCUGAUGCUGGUUCGAUGUUUGCGCAAAGAAGCAUACCACGCAUGCCCUCUGUUGUAAGGCCGGUACCCAAGUGGCCGACAGCCAUGGCAACAUUAAACUGUGCGGCUCACCGUCCCCUUCCUGAUCGACUGACUUCCUCGUACAGCUUUUCAGGGUGACUGGUGUAAUGGCACUUCUUACAUCGAAUGGAAAGGAUCCAUGCCAGGCCUCUCUUUUCCUCCCCAUGCUUGUUCCAGUCCAGUGAACCGUCACAGUCCAGGAAUUUCUUCCGCAACAGGAGAAGGAAUGAAGUUGGCAGGACUUUCCGCACUGUCCUUGGUAGCAGCUGAUGAUGGAACAGACAGCAGUUUACAUGGCCCGUUUCAUCAAAGAUGCAUUGGAAGCAGCAGCACUAUCUCCAUCACUGGUGAAAUGGGAAAUGAUGAGUGGACAGUCAUCACUUUGCAGCUCACUGAUGCAUUUCGCAGCCCAUCUCUUUUUGUCUUUAAUGGUGGUCUCUGGAGGAAUGGUUGCAGUGCAGCCUUCAUGUCCGGGGCAGGUCUGAUGAAUGUUGGUGGCUGAUGCUGGUUCGAUGUUUGCGCAAAGAAGCAUACCACGCAUGCCCUCUGUUGUAAGGCCGGUACCCAAGUGGCCGACAGCCAUGGCAACAUUAAACUGUGCGGCUCACCGUCCCCUUCCUGAUCGACUGACUUCCUCGUACAGCUUUUCAGGGUGACUGGUGUAAUGGCACUUCUUACAUCGAAUGGAAAGGAUCCAUGCCAGGCCUCUCUUUUCCUCCCCAUGCUUGUUCCAGUCCAGUGAACUGUCACAGUCCAGGAAUUUCUGUGAGUGCUCUUUAAAUGCAUGGUUCCAUAGUUUAGCAGUUUUUUAUUGAUGGAGCACUUUGAAAAGUCUGGAAUUGGGGUUCGGUGACUCUGCAUCCAUGUAGGAGUCUACCAGCUGCACUUCACUUGGCCCGGGUCGCAAAAUCUUCAUUUGACUGCCUCUACGCUCAGCAUCGCUUAUUGUGAAUAUUCCAUCCUUCUGCUGCUGUACGACAUCCUGAAACUCUUCUUUACUCAGCCUUCUUAUAGGACAUAGACACUGUACUGUGCUGGUGGUCCCUGUCCUUUUCUGGCCCUUGUUGUGAGGAAUGUUUUCUUUUUUGUACUGAUGUUGAUGCAGCCACUUUGGUCCUUUCUUUGAGCCGCAAUGUCGUCUAAGAGGAACCCCAUCUUUAAUGACUGAUUGAAAAGCCUCAUCACCCCCCAUUGCUUAAGAACCUCUUAUCUAUAUCACUAGCCAUUAAUCAGUGACCACCGUUAUCAAAGCUCCAAGAUGGGCAUGAUGCAACUUCCUGGAUGGUGCUGAGCCUGUUUGUCAACAUGUGGAACCCACGUGUAUUUAGGGGUAGGUAUGUUUACUCUCAAUUAUCUCUCUUAGAAACCGCAUAAGGCGUUAUUUUUCUGAUCUAAAAUUUUUCUUGAAGCAUUUAACUAAAAU
Molecule: messenger RNA, 1499 nt
Organism: Magallana angulata
Lineage: Eukaryota; Metazoa; Mollusca; Bivalvia; Ostreida; Ostreidae
Exons: 6
Coding region: 216-578 (120 amino acids)
Source: RefSeq, a predicted model, not a curated record